ACAAGAGGAGGAAGGACAUGGAUCAGUGUUUUCUUUCUUGAAGCUACUGUUACCACCCCUGGAAAAGUUCUUCAGGAAUAAGUGACAGUAAGAACGACAAGGGAUUAGGACUGGCUUCCUCUUAUAAAUAAUAAAAUCCAAAGAGAAGUGACUUGAGGUGAGUGGCAGAGCUACGCCUUGCACCCCGACCUUCUGUUGCUGGCUCCAUCUGCUUUCCAAAAUACCACCUUGACUUCUCAGUCUCCAGGUUUAAAGAAGAGCAACUGGAAGACGUCCAAACACCUGCAUCUCAUAAGGAGAAGAAAAGUCCACCUGGAUCUUGUUUCCAGACUGAGAUGGAUGGAGAGGCCACAGUGAAGCCCGGAGAACAAAAGGAAGUGGUGAGGAGAGGAACAGAAGUGGACUACUCCAGGCUCAUUGCUGGCACUUUACCACAAUCUCACGUCACCAACAGGAGGGCGGGAUGGAAAAUGCCCCUCUUCCUCAUACUGUGCCUGCUACAAGGUUCCUCUUUCGCCCUUCCACAAAAAAGACCCCAUCCGAGACGGCUGUGGGAGGGCUCUCUCCCCUCCAGGACCCAUCUCCGGGCCAUGGGAACACUCACGCCUUCCUCGCCCCUCUGCUGGAGGGAGGAGAGCUCCUUUGCAGCUCCAAAUGCAUUGAAGGGCUCAAGGCUGGUGUCAGGGGAGCCUGGAGGAGCUGUCACCAUCCAGUGCCAUUAUGCCCCCUCAUCUGUCAACAGGCACCAGAGGAAGUACUGGUGCCGUCUGGGGCCCCCAAGAUGGAUCUGCCAGACCAUUGUGUCCACCAACCACUACACUCACCAUCGCUAUCGUGACCGUGUGGCCCUCACAGACUUUCCACAGAGAGGCUUGUUUGUGGUGAGGCUGUCCCAACUGUCCCCGGAUGACAUUGGAUGCUACCUCUGCGGCAUUGGAAGUGAAAACAACAUGCUGUUCUUAAGCAUGAAUCUGACCAUCUCUGCAGGUCCCUCCAGCACCCUCCCCACAGCCACCCCAGCUGCUGGGGAGCUCACCAUGAGAUCCUAUGGAACAGCGUCUCCAGUGGCCAACAGAUGGACCCCAGGAACCACCCAGGCCUUAGGACAGGGGACAGCGCAGGACACAGUUGCUUCAACUCCAGGAACCAGCAUGACUACAGCUUCAGCUGAGGGAAGACAAACCCCAGGAGCAACCAGGCCAGCAGCUCCAGGGACAGGCAGCUGGGUGGAGGGUUCUGUCAAAGUACCAGCUCCCAUUCCAGAGAGUCCAGCUUCAAAAAGCAGAAGCAUGUCCAAUACAACCGAAGGUGUUUGGGAGGGCACCAUAAGCUUGGUGACAAACAGGGUUAGAGCCAGCAAGGACAGGAGGGAGAUGACAACUACCAAGGCUGAUAGGCCAAGGGAGGACACAGAGGGGGUCAGGAUAGCUCUUGAUGCAGCCAAAAAGGUCCCAGGAACCAUUAGGCCACCAGCUCUGGUCUCAGAAACUUUGGCCUGGGAAAUCUUCCCACAAGCAACGCCAGUUUCUAAGCAACAAUCUCUGGGCUCCAUUGGAGAAACAACUCCAGCUGCAGGCAUGUGGACCUUGGGAACUCCAGCUGCAGAUGUGUGGAUCUUGGGAACUCCAGCUGCAGAUGUGUGGACCAGCAUGGAGGCAGCAUCUGGGGAAGGAAGUGCUGCAGGGGACCUAGAUGCUGCCACUGGAGACAGAGGUCCCCAAGCAACGCUGAGCCAGGCCCCGGCAGUAGGACCCUGGAGGCCCCCUGGCAAGGAGUCCUCCGUGAAGAGUACUUUUCCGGAAGAUGAAAGCAGCUCUCGGACCCUGGCUCCUGUCUCUACUAUGCUGGCCCUGUUUAUGCUUAUGGCUCUGGUUCUAUUGCAAAGGAAGCUCUGGAGAAGGAGGACCUCUCAGGAGGCAGAAAGGGUCACCCUAAUUCAGAUGACACAUUUUCUGGAAGUGAACCCCCAACCAGACCAGCUGCCCCAUGUGGAAAGAAAGAUGCUCCAGGAUGACUCUCUUCCUGCUGGGGCCAGCCUGACUGUCUCAGAGAGGAAUGCAGGACCCUGAGGGACAGAAAGAUGAACUGCUCAUUACCAUGGGAGAAGGACCAAGAUCAAAGGCCUUCAGGACCCCAGCCUCUUUGCAUCAUCCUUCCUCCACCUGUGGGAAGAGAAGCUGAUGCAGCCAGUGCUCCACCCAUGGAAGAAAGGCUGGCUGUCUUUGGGCCCAAGAAAGUCAAGCAUUAUCCACGUCCAAAGGUGACAAGAUGACUCAAAGGAGACUUCAAGAACAGUGUACGAAACACUGGAAGAGGUCACCUAGGAAAAGCGUGAAAUUUCCAUUCCUGAAUGUUUGAAAAUAGAAGAGGCUUCCAAUCAGUGUGGAAAGUGACAAAUUCUCUAUCAUCACUCCCAGCCCUUGCUGGGGGCCCCUUUUCUGACUACUGUUAGCACCUCAGCCUCCCACUCACAUUUAAGUAUAUUUAAGUGUACCAGCCUUGCCUUCUCAAGUAGAUUCUAAGCUCCUUUAGGGCAGUAAUUGCAUUUUAUCUGUCUCAUGAUGUCCCCCAGAGAACUUCCAACUCAGUAGGACCCCAAUAAAUACCUGUGGCUGAUUGACUGA
Molecule: messenger RNA, 2624 nt
Organism: Symphalangus syndactylus (siamang)
Lineage: Eukaryota; Metazoa; Chordata; Mammalia; Primates; Hylobatidae
Gene: FCAMR
Product: Fc alpha and mu receptor
Cellular component (GO): plasma membrane
Molecular function (GO): transmembrane signaling receptor activity
Source: RefSeq, a predicted model, not a curated record